AGCCUGGAAGUCUACAGGAGAUAUGCUAAAUCAUUUUAGAAAUGAGCAAACCUAAAAAUAAGUCAUUUGAGUUAUGAAGGGACGACCUUAAGGCAAUCAGAGAGUUCCUCAGCAUGGGAGGAGAUCUUAGAGACCUAAUCUCCAGUAAACUUUCCUAUAAGUAAAACCAAAAAGCUUGAAGAUGAGUACAAGAGAAAAGCUAAUUCUGCUUUCAAGGAAAUUUUUAGAGAUUCUUCAAAUAUUAAGCAUAAGCCGAAAGGAGGCAGCAAGUACAUGUUCUUGUACGAGCAGACCUGCAAACAAGUUGAAGCUCUAAAGAGAGCCUUAUAAAUGGGUCCCAGCAUCGAAAUGAAAUCCUAGAGGAUGAAAUUAACAAACUCCGCCUCAAAGAGGCUGAAUAUAAUUCGCAAAACAAAGAUAAUGAGAUCAGUGAGAUUUAUAAAUAAUACUGAGAAUAUCAUUCAGCAGGAGGUUUCUAAAUAUGAACAAAAGUUUCACAUGAAGGAAGAGGAGUGAGCCAGGCUUAAGCAGAUCCUCUAUACAAAAGAAGACAUUAUCCGGAAAAUCUCUGUAGCAUAUGAACAGUCCAAAGCUGAUGAAGACUCUUUCCAAGACCAACUCGAUCACUAUAAGUCUCAAAUCUCGGAGCUUGAAAAGAUGACCCCAGAUGCACUUAUGGCAGAGAAUAUGAACCUUAAAGAGCAGAACAAGCAAUUAAUAAUUACCUUAAUUGAUUAUUUCACAAAACCUAGAUCUAGAAAGAGGUCAAAACGCAAGAAAAAUACAUUUAGUGGCACAUUGAUGAACAUAAAUAAACUCAGGAAAUCAGCACAAGAGCAUUCUCGGAGACGACUUAGCCGAAGAAAAAAGGGAUCCCAAAGAAAGAGCAGUUCUAAAUAAGCGAUCUCACAAAGACAGGGUCAAUCUGAGUCAUCUAAACCACAGGAACCAAUUCAUAGACCUCCCUGACACAAAACGCACUCCCCUCAACUCCAUCAAAAACAUGUCCAAAAAGAGAAUCCUCAUGAAAACCUACAAAUAACCCUUCCUCCACCACUUACCAAAGCUACGACCCCUGCCUCCUUAACAGCACCAUGAACCAAGAAAUCCUGCACUCAGGGUUCUCCAAAAGUCCCAAAAAUCUUCAAAAUCCCCUCCAGGCGCAUCACCACAGUGUAAAGACCCCUCAGGACCCCCAAUCCACUCCUUUCUCCCUUCCUUCAAAACCUAGGGCCACAACCACCCACUUAUCCCACCCCCCGCUCCGAAGAGAAGCCCAAAUUCCUACUUAGACACAGUAGUGAGAGUUAAUGGAUUUGAGCAUGAGUAGUUGGACUUGGGAUAUAAGUUUUAACAAUUUUCAA
Molecule: messenger RNA, 1364 nt
Organism: Moneuplotes crassus
Lineage: Eukaryota; Ciliophora; Spirotrichea; Euplotida; Euplotidae
Source: the annotation of a GenBank genome assembly